AUGGCUAUUGGCUUACCAGGGACUCUUGCUAAGCAAAUCCUGCAACGGUCAGGAUCUGGCUCAAGCAAAGCAAGUUCAAGGUUUCUAGACGUGCCAAAAGGUUUCCUAGCAGUGUAUGUCGGGGAGACCCGGAAGAAGCGAUUUGUUGUUCCAGUGUCCUACUUAAGUCAGCCUUCAUUCCAAGAUUUAUUGAGCAUGGCUGAAGAAGAGUUUGGCUUUGAUCAUCCAAUGGGUGGCUUGACACUUCCCUGCAGUGAAGACAGAUUUACCCAUGUCACCUCUUGCUUCAGCAGAUCAUAA
Molecule: messenger RNA, 300 nt
Organism: Linum trigynum
Lineage: Eukaryota; Viridiplantae; Streptophyta; Magnoliopsida; Malpighiales; Linaceae
Source: the annotation of a GenBank genome assembly